AUGUUUCGUACCACUAAUAAUACAGGCAGGGUUCUCCCACGACCAAGUGAUCUACUACGCCUCUCCCGCUCGGUAAAGACUUCCACGAUCGAUUGGAAACCGAUAAAGUCGGUUCCAGGAAACUUGAGAACCAUCACUCAUCAGAAAAAGACACCCAUCAUUAGAACGGUAUUACUAGGACUUAUGUACGCCAUGCCCGUUGUGUCGUUUGGAUUGGGAUGCUGGCAAGUACACAGACUCAACUGGAAGCAGGACUUGAUUGCACGGUGUGAAAACAAUUUAGCUGCUCCAGUCAUUGAACAGCUACCGCCCACUCUUGACCCCAACGUCAUACAAGAAUUUGAAUAUAGACGGUUCAAAUGUAAGGGCAAGUUUGACUACGACCAAGAAAUGUUUUUAGGUCCAAGAAUAAAGGACGGCGUGUUGGGUUACCUUGUUGUUACUCCGUUCAUAAGAUCUGAAGGAGGUAAACCAAUUUUGGUUGAACGUGGAUGGAUCCAUAAGGAUAAAGUAAUACCAUCUACUAGAUCAUCUGGAUACUUAUCACACUUGGCAAUGCCACAGGGAGAGAUUGAAAUUGAGGCCUUGUUUAGGUGUAUGCCUAAAAAAUCAAAGCUACAAUUUGAUCACGAACCAGGAGCAAAAUUGUUCAACGUAAUUGAUGUCCCUGCAAUGGCUAAACAAAGUGGUUCGUUACCUAUUUAUUGCCAGAUGAUUUACGAUUUGAGUGACCAUUUGGAUUACAAAGCGCAAGAGACUUUAGAGGCACAAGGUGCUGAUCCUUCCAUUUUUGGCAGGUUAUUCUUUACCAAGUCUAAAGAAGGAACCAAAGAAAAGUCAUACUACAUACAAGACGAGUCUGAUGACUCAAUGUUUUAUCAAGAGUUUGAGUUUAUAAAACAGGGGGUUCCAAUUGCUGCAAAGCCGACGAUUAAAUUCUCCAAUAAUCACUUGCAGUACUUGAUUACCUGGUUCGGUGUUUCCGCUGCGAGUGCUGGGUUAUUAAUUUACUCUACCUGGAAGACCAAACAGUUCCUGAGCGCAGAGAGAAUCAUUGAUGCGAAGAGAAAAGACAUGAAGAAAUUGUUAUAG
This is a messenger RNA of Lodderomyces margitis, 1092 nucleotides long. It is a transcript of the gene SHY1, whose product is annotated as Shy1p. The record is from RefSeq and is a predicted model, not a curated record. NCBI's taxonomy places the organism in Eukaryota, Fungi, Ascomycota, Pichiomycetes, Serinales, Debaryomycetaceae. Gene Ontology annotation, biological process: mitochondrial respiratory chain complex IV assembly. Gene Ontology annotation, cellular component: mitochondrion; membrane. Bases 1 to 1092 code for a protein of 363 amino acids. The transcript has a single exon.